Molecule: messenger RNA, 1350 nt
Organism: Stylonychia lemnae
Lineage: Eukaryota; Ciliophora; Spirotrichea; Sporadotrichida; Oxytrichidae
Source: the annotation of a GenBank genome assembly
AUGCAAUCGUCAUAUAUUGAUAGACAAAUGGGCAUCCCACUUAGAUUGAAUGGUAGAUUUAAAUACCAAAAGGAAAUUGCAACUUUAAAGUAAUAGUUAAAAAAGGUCUAGUUGAUCAGGGCCAUUUUAGCUUUCAUAGUUGUUUUGCUAUUAUAAAUAAAUACAAAGAGUAACUAAACUGGAGCAAAAUCUCACAAUAAAUUUACAUGGAAAGCAUUGAUGAAGAUUAAUCCCUAUGUACUGUUAGGAUUCUCGAUUGUCAUAAGUGUUCUUUUUUUCGUUGGAUACGGAGACAAUGAAAUUCAAACAAAUCCUGGAAGAAUUAUUGCAAUAUUUGCCUGUCUUUGGGGUUCUGUCAUUUAUUCUUUGUUCAUUUUGUCUAUGAAUGUACUAACAAAACAAGAUGAAAGCGAUGAGUCAGCCUAUAAAUAAUUCAGGUAGGAAGAUGGUGUAAAAAAACUUAAGAAGCCUGCUGGAAAGAUUAUUGCCAACUUCAUUAUGUUUAACUUUACCAGGAGAAAAAAAGAAACUUUAAAUAUGUCGUGUAAUGAGUCAUAUUUUCUGAUCUAAAAAUUUGAAGACACCCAAUAAGUGGUUGAUGACAUCAUGGAAAAUAAUAAAAAUAGAAAAUAAUCUACAAGCAAAAGCAAGAUCCUUAGCUUUCAAUUGUACAACUUUGCCAGAAUGAUUUCAGAAUUCGGUUCAAGAUCGGAAAUCAAAGAUAUCAACUAAAUAGAAGGAAAAACCUACAUGACUCUUGAUGAAAUGAAUAAAUUCAUAUAGAUAGAAGAUGAUGAGGAGAAGAAGGAUGCCAAUAAACCCUCAAAUAAAUGUAUAAAACCCCAAAAUAAUAUUGUAAUAGCUAAAGAUAAGGAAACAACAGCUGAUUUAGGGAAAAAGACCUCAAUUUUGGAAUCAGAUUCAAGUGAUAGUAUUAGUUCUGGUUCUGAAUCUUAAAAUAUUUAUUAACUUAGAUAGAAGAAAAGAGCAUCAUUUCUACCAGACAUCAAAGGUAAUUCAUUCAAUAUUAAGUAUUAAUUGAAUCUAGCACCAGGAAACAAGAUUAAUACCAAAACUCUGGCUAUACCAUAGUUUACUCUAAGCUCAAACUAAUAGAGAAAUAAUAGCAAUAACUUGUCAGCUUUCUCUAAUUCAUUCACAGAUCCAGAAAAAAGCCCUAAUAGAAGCUAUCUUUCUGGAUUUAGAGAUGCUAUAUAAGUGCAGGAGAUGAUUUUUGAGCAUACCAGUGAAAGUGGCACAAAUGAUGAAUUGAAGUAAUCACUUACUUCUCAGUCAGUGAGCGGAGUUGACGACAACUCAGAGAAAAGUAGUUAAGUUCAAAUAUAAUGA